AAACAUUAAAGAUGGUGGAUUAGCCGGGAAAAUUUAAAAGUGAUGUAAUGUAGUUAAUGUGGUGGUCAAGGAAUAUAUUUUAAACGUCUAAUUAAUUCAGGUAUUAAAUAUUUUUCUAGUGACAUGCCUCCAAAACACAAUUUGAAGAAAUCAAGCCAGUCAUUAAUUUCAAGAGGAUUGCCUCCAAGUAAGAAGGUGUCACUGAAAGUGAAAAAUCAAAAUCCAAAGAAAAAGAAGGAAUGCAAUGACAGUGACAAGGUAGAUUCAGUUCAUCAUGGCUUAGAUAGAUGUGCUUCCUUACUUGCAGUAAUGCUGGAUCCAUCUCCCAAUGUACGAUGUAGUAAGAUCAAAGUGGCAGGUAAAGCGCAAGUUCCACAUGCAAAACAACAAGGUAAGAGAGAAAAAAGACUUGAUCACACCAAACCAGCCUAUAACAAACGGUUAAUCUCCUCCACGCCACUGUUAAAUGCGUCGAAUGGAGACAGCCAGUUUACUGCCACUGAAAAUGACACUGUGGAGGAGUUAAUACAAGAAAGGGAAAAGUUACAAAAAUAUUUACAAUCAAUAACGCAGGAUAAAAACAAAAUUAAGGAUACAUAUAGUACGCUACUUCAAGAACAUAAUCAACAGGCUAAAGACAGUGAACAGUCUGGCAGUAAAGAUGAUACUACGAGCAAUAACUUGCUACAGUCAGAAGGAUAUUUUAGCACGUCGAAACACUCUUCUCCCCAUUUUCAAGCACAAAAUAACGUAGUAGAGAAAUCUCCGAGACAACUUGUUAUCCAACCUUCCAACGGUCUAGACAGUGUGCCACCUGAUGCGAAUGAUAGAAGUAGAAAUAUAAAGAUGACUCCUACAUCCGAUAAUGAGACCAGCAUAAAAGAACUAACUAAUCUAAUGGCAAGUAUAGCGAAAAAGCUGACACUUCAAAAAGACAGACCUGCGAACCCUGAUCUGCAAGUCACUCCUAUACCUAGUAAAUCCACUGAAAAUGUGUUUCCGACAAGUUUCAAGAGUAAAAAUACUGAUACCAAGGUUGUACCAAGUCUUAACUAUCCACCCAACGAAAAUGAACAUGCGUGCGAGAGAAGUAACAAAGAAAACGUUGGAGGUGACACACCUGGAAUGAGGAUAGAAAACUUUACGGUUCGUGACGCCUCAUUAGAUGUUUCUGCUCCGGCUGCCGCUCAAUAUAAGCGAUGUGAUCACGAUAGUGAAGAGCAAAAAUCAGAGCAUGUGCUAAGCGAUCAACUUCCUCCAAAACGCGAGAAAACAGGAGUGACUGCGGGAACGGUACCUAAAGAAUUGGGGAUCGGCUCAGUUUCCAAUAAUAUCCACCUUACUACGUUGAAUUAUUUGCUAAAAGAACUAAACGCACUGCUUGGUGAAAAAAGAGAUUUAGAAGUGAACCGGUUAUUGACAGAAAUCGACCAUGCUGUUGGGAUGCUACCAUUCUCAAUGAAUAGUCUACCUAUUGAUGUGCAAACGGAAAUCAAUUUUGCUUUGCAACCAUUACGUGUCGAUAAUGCAGAUUUGAGAAGAAAACUUCGUUUGGCUAACCAAAAAAUCAAAGAGUUAAACGCACGUUUGAAUGAACAGCAACACGAUGAUAAAAAUGAACUGGUGAAGUAUGUUGAAGAGCUAACGCAUAAAUUGACGCUUGAAGAAAAUACAAAGAAAUUGCUAACCACUCAGAUUGCUGACGUGUGCAAGGUGAGCGAAGACUUACAAGUUGAAAAUCAAAAGAUACUUCAAUCAAUCUCGAGUAAGGAUCUGAAAUACUUAGAAGAUCAUCAACUUUGGUUAAAUGAGAAGUCUAGCCUCCAGCAAAAAAUACAACAAGAGCAAUCUCGAACUGAAGAAUUGCAUUUGAGCUUACAAACACAAGAGAAGGAACUAAACAUAUUGAAAUUAUCAGCAAAGCAAAAAGAUGCAGAAAUUGAUCGCUUAUCAAAUCUUAAUAGAGAUUUGCAGCAAUCUGUGGCGUCAUUAAUAGCAGACAUUGAAAUCGAAAGAAACGCAAAAGCUAAACGUUUACCGAGUAAAAGGAUUCUACCAAACGAUAAAGAAGACAUCGUAAAAUUAUUCGUGAGAAGUACGAACUAUAAAUAUGAUCAAAAACCAAGUUCGUCAAAUGAAACAUCUGAUGUGACUUUGGAAAACACGACAAAAACAAACUCGUUAUCCUCCACCACCUUUGCAACCAGUAAAUUCGAUUCAAUGUACAGUGGUACUGAAACUUUAUCAACUCUAGCGACAUAUGACAACUCGGACUUUCAAAGGGAUAUGGAGCAUUUAGAUGAAGAAAUCGAACGUAUACAGAAGUCCCUUAAGAAAGCUAAAAAUUCAAUUUGACUUUCUGUAACAAAUUACACCAUAAAUUUUAUUCAGUUUUAUUUGUUGAUCAGAUAACAUAUAGAUACAAAUGUUGCAA
Messenger RNA from Hydractinia symbiolongicarpus, 2434 nucleotides. RefSeq names its product coiled-coil domain-containing protein 14-like. Lineage: Eukaryota; Metazoa; Cnidaria; Hydrozoa; Anthoathecata; Hydractiniidae. The transcript is spliced from 15 exons. Gene Ontology annotation, cellular component: centriolar satellite. Gene Ontology annotation, biological process: protein localization to centrosome. The record is from RefSeq and is a predicted model, not a curated record. Bases 124 to 2355 code for a protein of 743 amino acids.